Messenger RNA from Helobdella robusta, 705 nucleotides. RefSeq lists its product as hypothetical. The record is from RefSeq and is a predicted model, not a curated record. Bases 1 to 705 code for a protein of 234 amino acids. Lineage: Eukaryota; Metazoa; Annelida; Clitellata; Rhynchobdellida; Glossiphoniidae. The transcript has 3 exons.
AUGGCUCCAACGUUACAACAGUGCCCCGUCUGCUUUAACCACUAUAGAAGCACUCCAGACGGGAAGUUAUGUCGGCACGGAGGUAAACUCUCUGAGCUUAAAUUCACCCUGGGUCGUGUUUCCUAUCUUUCGGCCCAUGAUGCCUUGACUAUUAUCCGCAAUGCUCUCAGUUUGCCCAAAUUGAUGUACUUCCUGCGUACAUCUAAACACAUUGACCCUUCAAAAUUGGGCGAAUUUGACGGAGCCCUGCGCACCGCCCUGUCGUCGAUUUGCAAUGUUCAAGAACCAUCCGGCAUUUCUGCGCAUGAUGGUAGGCGCCCGGACGGAUGCACACUAAUACCUUGGAGAGCCGGCAGAUGUUUGGCGUGGGAUGUUACGGUCCCUGGCACUCUCGCCGAACGAUACGUAAACCUGACAAGUAAAGAAUGCGGUUUGGCCGCGGCCAGGACAGCGGACGAGAAAAUGAAAAAAUAUGGGAACGCCUUCCCCUCGAUGGAAUUCUUGCCAAUAUGCAUCGAGGUUCUUGGCCCGAUGGACCCCAACACCCUUAAAUUUCUUAAGGAAAUAUGCGAAAUGAUCAGCGUCAGAUCAGGCGACAGCAGGGAAUUGUUUUUCGCAACUAACUACAUUUCGUGCUUGUUGCAGCGGUUUCUGCGUGUCUGUGUGCUUGAAAAUAUCCAACUGAAUGCCGACAUGUGCAAUUAA